AAACGUUGUCAUUUUAUUGAGAUCGGAGACCAGAACAUCCCUCGUCGUCCGACUUUGAAUAGAUCCGUCUGUCUCCGUCCAUCUUUACGGCCUUGUGUCCGAUUUUGAGGAGGCGACCAUAAUUGAUGCUGCUUCCAACUUUGUUCAUAGUACUGCAGCGAAGACGAACAUGAAAGUCGCUUUCUUUCUUUCAAUCGCCAUUUUGUCUCUUCUUGCUUCAUGGUCAUCUUCUUCUCCUUCCGUUUCAUUCCUCGGAAUUGCCCCACAAGAUGAGAAUUACUUCAGAAAAGAGACCAUUAAGUGUAGGAAUGGAUCCAGGAAGUUCACUAAAGCUCAGCUCAACGACGAUUUCUGCGAUUGCCUUGAUGGCACCGAUGAGCCAGGAACAUCAGCUUGCCCAGAAGGAAAGUUUUAUUGUCGGAAUGUGGGACACCUUCCCACUUCUCUAUACUCAUCCAUGUUUGAUCACUUCUACGACUUACUUUACUCUUUACCUCGAAAUGGGAAAAGAGCAGAUUGCUGUGAUGGGAGUGACGAGUAUGAUGGUAAAGUGAAGUGCCGAAACACUUGCUGGGAGGCAGGCAAGAAGGCUAGAGACAAGUUGCAGAAACUGAUAGAUAUGUACCGAGAAGGUGUAACCAUAAGGAAAAGGGAAGUUGAACAAGCAAAAGAAGCAAUCUCCAAAGACAAAGCAGAACUAUCUGUGCUGAAAGCUGAAGAAAAGUCCCUUGACAAAUUAGUAAACCAACUGAAGGUACGGAAAGAGCAAAUUGAGAAGGCUGAGGGAAAAGAACAGUUAGAGAAAGAUAAUGAAGAUAGGCCAAAUGUUCAGGAAAACUUUGAGUCCACUGAGGCAAGCGGAAAGGAAGACUCGUUGACUUCUGAGGAUGACGUGAUUGGUCUUGUGGAACAGGAAGAGACUAAAAGUGAACAUGAAGAUACUAAUGUUGCAGAAGAUGGAUCAGAAAGCAUAGAGGACAUGUCAAAGGAAGAGAUAGGUCGCCUUGUGGCUUCACGUUGGACAGGUGAAAGAACUGGAGAAGUUGAGGAAACUGGCUCUGGUGCAGAUAGCAAUGAAGGGAAGGAUGGGAGUCUGAAUAUACCCAGUGAUGGUGAUAGCAAGAAGAAUGUAUAUGAUCACCAUCAAUCAUCCAUAACUGAUGAUCUUGAUAGUUCCAGUGUUGUGCAUGAGCCAGGCUUGGAUAAGCAAACACAGUUUUUAGGUUUCACUAUUCACAUCCAAUCUUGGCUGAGAAAGAUGCAGGAUGUCAGCCAAAACCUUUUAAGAUCCGUUAGUUGGUUCUCAAGUCCACUUGAUAAUCUUGAUGCAGAUAAAAUUCGAAAAGAGUACAAGGAAUCUACUGCAAGGCUGUCCAGUGCACAGGAAAGGAUAUCAAGUUUGACAGAGAAGUUAAAACAUGACUUGGGUGUUGAUGGCGAAUUCUACACACUUUAUGGUCAAUGCUUCGAGACCAAGCAGGACAAGUAUGUAUACAAAAUUUGUCCCUUCAAAGAAGCUGUUCAGGAGGAGGGACAGUAUCACAAAACACAACUAGGGUACUGGGAGAAAUUUGAAGAAUCAUACAGUGCCAUGUUGUUCUCAAAUGGUGCCGGUUGCUGGAAUGGACCACGUAGAAGUAUCAAGGUGAAGCUGAGGUGUGGAUUGAAAACAGAACUGACUGAUGUGGAUGAACCAAGCCGCUGCGAAUAUUUGGCAGUCCUGUCAACCCCUCUAGGAUGUCUUGAUGGAAAGCUUAAGGAACUCGAGGGUAAACUGGAAAUGCUGCAGAAGGAGAAGCCUGAAGGCCACGACGAGCUCUAAACUCACAGCGAAAUUAACAUGCUCAAUAUCAUUCCAGCCGCUCCUAAUCUCUCUCUCGUUCUCGAUAUGCUCUAUAGAUUCGCUGUCUGACUGAGUCUGAGUUGCGGGCGAUUUCCCAUCAGGAAUCAGAGGUACAGGAGAUGGUAUUAUCUGUAUUCGUUACUGCGUGCUUAGGUUUGACGCAGGAGCUUUCCAUGGUAUAUGCCGACAUUGCUUUUGGAUCACAAAGCAAUAAGGGAAUUUAAUUGAACGAACUGUAAACUCAUUCCGACCAUUCCAUUAACAAAAGGGACCGAAAGUAGUUCUCUUUAGAACGUGGGUUGGUGCUUUGUUGUUAAUUGUUAUGGUGCAGGUGCUGUUAGUGUUUGAUGAUUCCUAUUCCAGGCAGCAGCUAAAGUAGAACUAAAAAGCCAUCGUUUAUGCUCCCACGUAUUUUAUUUUACUGCGUUGUCCUUGGUCUAUCGACGGUGGUUUGGCAGCCAUGUUUUUCAGUCACAGAGGACUCACAGAUUUCAUAAUUAGGAGCGUGCCGCGAUCCGGUUUGGACGAGAUCAAAAUAUUGAGAAUCGUUGUUCAAUAAGUUUCCCUGAGGAGAAAAGAAAAGAGGACUCAAAGCGAAGAAACAAUGGAGAAUUCGAUGGCGAGCUUGCUGGCUGAGACCCCCGGCGGCGGGCGGCCCAAGACCAAGAUCAUCUGCACACUCGGCCCUCAAUCUCGCUCCGUCGACAUGAUCUCGAAGCUUCUGGAGGCCGGCAUGAACGUCGCUCGCUUCAACUUCUCCCACGGCACCCACGACUACCACCAGCAAACCCUAGACAACCUCCGCGCCGCCAUGUCCGCCACCGGCAUCCCCUGCGCCGUCAUGCUCGACACCAAGGUACCUCCUCAAAUACUUCAAUUUCAGCAACGUUUUCUCGAUGCUUAACCUAAUUUCAGUGACAAUACCUUACUUUCUUCAACAAUCCUUUUAGCAGUUGGCACUGAACCGUCUGUUUUACCUUUUUUUUCCCCCGGCGAAAUUCAGGGGCCGGAGAUCAGAACGGGGUUUCUGAAAGACGGGAAGCCAAUCGAGCUCAAGCAAGGCAGCGAGAUUCUGAUCUCCACCGACUACAACCUGAAAGGCGACGAGACACAAAUCGCGAUGAGCUACAAGAAGAUUGCGGAGGAUGUGAAGCCAGGGAGCAGGAUUCUGUGCUCGGACGGCACAAUUUCACUUAGGGUUUUGUCCUGCGACAGGGAGAAGGGGCUGGUCAAUUGCCUGUGCGAGAACUCCGCAACCCUAGGCGAGAAGAAGAACGUCAAUCUCCCCGGGGUCAUCGUCGAUUUGCCCACAUUGACGGAGAAGGACAAGGACGACAUCUUGAAUUGGGGGAUCCCCAACAAAAUCGAUGUAAUCGCACUCUCCUUCGUCCGGAAGGGCUCCGAUCUCGCCGCGGUCCGAUCCCUAAUCGGCGAGAAGAACGCCAAGAACAUAAUGCUCAUGUCCAAGGUCGAGAAUCAGGAAGGAAUCGUCAACAUCGACGAGAUCAUUGCGAGCUCGGACGCGCUCAUGGUCGCGAGGGGCGAUUUGGGGAUGGAGAUUCCCGUGGAGAAGAUCUUCCUCGCCCAGAAGACGAUGAUCCGAAAGGCCAACAUCCAGGGGAAGCCCGUGGUGACGGCGACGCAGAUGCUCGAAUCGAUGAUCAAAUCGCCCCGCCCCACGCGGGCGGAGGCGACCGACGUGGCGAACGCGGUGCUCGACGGGACCGAUUGCGUCAUGCUCAGCGGGGAGACGGCGGCGGGGGCGUACCCGGAGGCGGCGGUGCGGACGAUGGCGCGGAUCUGCGUCGAGGCGGAGAGGUCGAUCGUGUACGGGGACGCGUUCAAGAGGGUGAUGAAGGCGGCGCCCCUGCCGCUGAGCCCGCUGGAGAGCCUGGCGGCGUCGGCGGUCAGGACGGCGAAGAACGUCAACGCGAGCCUGAUCGUGGUGCUGACCCGCGGCGGGAGCACGGCGAGGCUGCUGGCAAAGUACCGGCCGCACGUGCCGAUUCUGUCCGUGGUGGUGCCGGAGAUUGGGAUCGAUUCGUUUGAUCAGGAGUGGAGCAUCAGCGACGAGGCGCCGGCGAGGCACGGGCUGAUCAGCUGGGGGGUGGUGCCGGUUCUGAGCUCGUCGCCGGUGGCGGAGUCGGAUCAGGAGUCGGCGGAGGUGUCGGUGGAGAGAGGGCUGGAGGUGGCGAAGGAGAGAGGGAUUUGUAGGGCCGGGGAUUCGGUGGUGGCGUUGCACAGAGUUGGGAUGGCGACGGUGAUCAAGAUUGUUCAGGUUCAGUAGAGUGUGGUGGAGUAGAUUUAGCGCUACGUUUGUUUUUUUUUCCCCUUCUAAAAUUGCUUUGGAUUUUUUUGUGUGACGGAGUUGGAU
Messenger RNA from Linum tenue, 4217 nucleotides. The record is from the annotation of a GenBank genome assembly. NCBI's taxonomy places the organism in Eukaryota, Viridiplantae, Streptophyta, Magnoliopsida, Malpighiales, Linaceae.